AUGCUCUUCGAGGUAAACAAAAAGCUCUUCUCGCGGUCAGAUCGCGUCAAGGGCGUCGAUUUCCAUCCUACAGAGCCAUGGUUGCUCGCAGGGCUCUACAAUGGCACAGUCAACAUCUACAACCACGAGACAGGCGCAGUCGUCAAGACAUUCGAGGUCGCAGAGGUCCCUGUCCGCUGCGCCAAGUUUAUCGCGCGGAAGAACUGGUUCGUAGCUGGGUCGGACGACUUUCAGCUACGCGUGUUCAACUACAAUACCCAUGAAAAGGUCGCAGCCUUUGAGGCUCAUCCUGAUUAUAUCAGAUGUCUGACAGUCCAUCCGACUGCGAGCAUCGUUCUGACCGGUAGCGACGAUAUGUCGAUCAAAGCCUGGGACUGGGAAAAGGGGUGGAAGAACAUCCAAAUAUACGAAGGCCACACACACUACAUCAUGAACCUCGCCUUCAACCCCAAAGACGCCAACACCUUCGUCUCCGCCUGCCUAGACCGCACCGUCAAAAUGUGGUCCAUCACCUCCUCAACACCCAACUUCACAAUGGAAGCUCACGACAAAGGCGUAAACUACGUCGACUUUUACCCAGGCGCCGACAAACCCUACCUCGUCACAACAGGGGACGACAAAACCGUCAAAGUCUGGGACUACCUCAGCAAAAGCUGCGUACAAACCAUGGAAGGACACACUAACAACGUCUCCUUCGCCGUCUUCCAUCCCAACCUCCCCAUCAUCAUCAGCGGGAGCGAAGAUGGGACUAUCAAGAUCUGGAACAGCGGCACGUACAGGAUCGAAAACACACUAAGCUACGCCCUCGAACGCGCAUGGUGCGUCUCCCUACGCAAAGACGCCAACGAAGUAGCUGUAGGCUUCGACGAAGGCGUCGUCGUCAUCAAACUCGGGCGAGACGAACCCACAUUCAGCAUGGACCCCUCCGGCAAGCUCAUCUACACCCGGAACCACGACGUCCUCUCGGGGAACAUCCAAACCAUCUCAGCAGACGACGCUUCCUUCUCCGACGGCGCUCGUAUCCCAUUAUCAGUCAAAGAAAUCGGUUCAACAGAGAUAUUCGCGACGUCUUUGAUCCACUCCCCCAACGGCCGUUUUGUUACUGUAGUAGGCGACGGCGAAUACAUAACCUACACUGCCCUAGCAUGGCGUAACAAAUCCUUCGGGAACGGAAUAUCAUUCGCAUGGGCACCCGAUUCCAAUACAUACGCUGUGUUGGAGAGUAAAGUAAAACUCAAGAUAUACAAGAACUUCCGUGAACGUACGGGUGUGACGGGGAUGAAAGGCGCUGGGAGCUGGUCGAUGGAUAGUUUGCAUGGUGGGACGUUGCUUGGUGCGAGGGGGAAUGGGUUUGUUAUGUUUUGGGAUUGGGAGAGUGGGGAGAUUGUGAGGAGGAUUGAUGUUGAUGCGAAGAAUGUACAUUGGUCAGGAACCGGUUCGCUCGUCGCUAUCACAGCCGAAGACUCGUUCUACAUCAUCCGGUUCGAUAGAGACGCCUACAAUGCAAAAAUCGAAGAAGGCGCAGAGAUUACGGAUGAGGGUGUGGAAGAGGCGUUCGAGGUCGUCGCUGACGUUCCAGAAGGCGUGAAAACAGCCAAAUGGGUGGGAGACUGCUUCAUCUACACCACAAACACCAACCGGCUCUCCUACUUUGUCGGAAGCGAGUCGUACACCAUAAGUCCUUUUGAUACCCCACUCUACCUCCUGGGCUACAUCCCAACACACAACCGGGUUUACCUCGCAGACAAAGACCUGAACAUCUACGGCUACGCGCUCUCCCUCAUCGUUGUUGAAUACCAGACUGCGGUGUUGAGGGGGGAUAUGGAGGCUGCCAAUGAGAUAUUACCGACGUUGCCUAGGGAUCAGCUAAAUAAGGUUGCGAGGUUCCUUGAGGGGAGAGAUCUCAAGGAGCUCGCCAUUCAAGUAACAACCGACCCCGAUCACAAAUUUGAGCUCGCCCUCUCUUUAGACGACCUGGACACCGCUGUCGAAAUCGCACGUACGGUUCCUGAGAAUGAAGCAGAAGUUAAGUGGAAAGCUCUAGGCGACAGAGCUCUGACAGUAUGGCGGUUCGACCUGGCUAAGGAGGCGUUCGAGAAGGCAGGAGAUCUAAGCGCGCUUAUGCUCUUGUUGAUGUCUAUUGGUGACAGAGAGGGUUUGAAGGCUGUAGCUGACCGAGCUGUCGAGAAAGGGCAGAACAAUUUGGCAUUCGCAACCCUCUUCCAGCUUGGAGAUCCAGUCGCAUGUGUCGAUCUUCUUAUUAAGACGCAGCGAGCACCGGAGGCAGCCUUGUUUUCACGGACUUACGCACCGAGCCAGGCACCGAAAGCUGUACAAGCAUGGAAAGCGGAACUCGUCGCCAAGAACCGGCCGAAAAUUGCAGAGGCUGUUGCUGAUCCGUCGACCAAACCUGAGCUUUUUGAAGAGGGGUGGGAGGGUGUACUGGGUGUACUGACGGCGGAAAAAGCUAGCGUAGACCAUGUACAUUCUAGACGGUCUUCUGGCUCUACAGAAGACGGCGUUCUCGUCGAUGCUCCGUGAUCAACCAACUCGUGGGCUCUAUUUUUGUUCUCGUCGUCAAGUUCCUUAGUUCGUCUAUAAUCGAUUCACU
Messenger RNA from Laccaria bicolor S238N-H82, 2611 nucleotides. Its product is annotated as coatomer protein. The record is from RefSeq and is a predicted model, not a curated record. Gene Ontology annotation, cellular component: COPI vesicle coat. The transcript has 10 exons. Bases 1 to 2541 code for a protein of 846 amino acids. Lineage: Eukaryota; Fungi; Basidiomycota; Agaricomycetes; Agaricales; Hydnangiaceae. Gene Ontology annotation, molecular function: structural molecule activity; protein binding. Gene Ontology annotation, biological process: endoplasmic reticulum to Golgi vesicle-mediated transport; retrograde vesicle-mediated transport, Golgi to endoplasmic reticulum; intra-Golgi vesicle-mediated transport.